AUUGCCUAACAGAAAUAUACAACAGCCAUCAAGAAACAUUUCAUUCGCCUAGGAUUUUUAAUACUUUGUGACUUUGUUGCUUGCAUGUUUGCUGUAGGUAAAAUGGGGAAGACUGUGUUUAUUUCCAUAAUCGUUUCUUCAUUGAUUUUCAUAGCGACAGCACUCUCGCCAAUAGCUUGUCCGAAAAAUGCCAGAUAUAGGACAAUUGAUGGGUCAUGUAAUAACUUGAAAAAUCCCACUUGGGGGAAAUGUGAUAUCACUCUGAGAAGAUUGACUGACCAUCGUGGACAUCCAAUGGUGGCAUACGAAGACGGAAUAAGUCUUCCUAGAGGUUACCCGAACAAACUACCAAACCCAAGAACUGUCAGCAAUUUGGUAUCAGAUUCGACUUUAGGACCAAGGAAUCAGUAUGACCGAUGGAGAACUGGAGAGGUCAUGUGUUUUGGUCAAUUAAUAGCGCAUGAUUACAUUGAAACGGCUCCAGCGGCUGGUGUUAACUGCUGCAAUAACAAGGAUCCUAAUUUUGGCAAUAUUGAUGUUUGUUUUCCUUUCCAUAUUCCGCCGGGGGAUUCAAGUCUUCCACCAAGUUGUAAAAACUUAGUUCGAUCAAAAGCCGCUGAAAAAAACCAACACUCACCACCUUACAGGGAACAAGUGAACUUGAUAACUUCAUACAUUGAUGCUUCUUUUUUGUAUGGCAGUAGGAAGGGUGUCGCAGUAUCAGUAAGGAAACCAAACAGUUUCCUAAUGAAGGUAGAUCCCGGAAACCUUUUGCCAUCUAUCUCUGGUGGAGGUUGUCUUAAAGAUACACCUAGCGUCCGCUGUCCGUUUGCCGGUGACAGUAGAAGUGUGGUGGUUCCAUAUCUUAGUCUAAACCAUUUGCUAUUUGUCAGGGAGCAUAACCGAUUGUCUACACGACUGAAAAAGCUAAACUCAUGCUGGAGCAACGAAAAGGUUUUCGAGGAAACUCGCAGAAUCAUCAUUGCUCAAUUGCAACACAUUGUCUACAACCAUUUCUUACCAGCUGUUCUAGACAAAUAUACCAUGAGAAAAUUUCACUUGUACUCUAGGAGAUGGGGUCAUAAUGAUAUAUACAAUGAUCGAGUCGAUGCGUCGAUUUUCAGCAGCUUUAGUGGGGCAGCUGCUCGUUAUGGUCAUUCUCAAAUAAUGCCUGAUGCGUCCGAAUUAAAGGAUGAUUUUUCUACGGUUAUUACUCACAAACUUGAGGACACUUAUUUCAAUCCUUAUUUAAUGCAACAACACUAUGGAUCAAAUAUUAAAGAUCUUACUAGAUGGAUUGCUACAAAACAAUCACAAAAAGUUGAUACUUUCUUUGUAGACGCAGUUCGUAAUAAACUAUUCUCGAACAGGAAUCCACCAGGUUCAGAUCUAUUUGCAAGAAAUAUACAGCGAGGACGUGAAGAAGGACUUCCUGCAUACAAUGAGUGGAGGAACUAUUGUGGGCUCAGAAAAUUUACAUCUUUUCAUGAGUUCGGUUAUUUUGGAUCUGCACUUUCAAGUGUAUAUAAGUCAGUAAACGACGUUGAUUUGAUUGUCGGUGCACUUUUAGAGAAGGGAAGAGGUGGAAGCGUUGGUCCAACGUUUGCUUGUAUAUUGGGUAUACAGUAUUCUCGUUUGAAGGUUGGUGACAGAUAUUGGUAUGAAUCAGCUGACCCUCUCUUUGCUUUCACAAAAGCACAGUUGAACUCUAUUAAAAGAGCCACUUCAUUAUCCAAAAUAUGGUGUACAAACUUUGGUAUUGAAUUUAUACAAAAGAACAUAUUCAAAAUUCCACGAAGAUCUAAUAAACUCCGACAUUGUAAGAGUAUUCCAGACAUUAACUUGUACUUGUGGAAAGACCAUAGUUGUUCUUCUAGUUCUUAUCACCAAGUUUACUCGAGUAAACGUUAUUCAAAAUAAAUGAUGCGUAUCAGCACUUUGA
Mytilus trossulus (common blue mussel) is the source of this 1942-nucleotide messenger RNA. RefSeq names its product chorion peroxidase-like. Gene Ontology annotation, molecular function: peroxidase activity; heme binding. Gene Ontology annotation, biological process: response to oxidative stress. The coding region runs from base 85 to 1920 and encodes 611 amino acids. The record is from RefSeq and is a predicted model, not a curated record. NCBI's taxonomy places the organism in Eukaryota, Metazoa, Mollusca, Bivalvia, Mytilida, Mytilidae. The transcript is spliced from 14 exons.